AUGGUGGUGAUGCCGAAGCCGAAGCUACCAGCGUCUCUGCGGCGUGCUGCGACCCUUGUCCGGGAGAUGCUGCAGCUUGGCUGGGAGAUGACACCAGCUCGCAACGCCCGUCUCCUGCUUGCUUUGGGCAAAGCCAGUGCAGAGGGCGGUCGCGAGGCUUCCCUGGCGCGCUUCACCGCAGCACUUCUGCAGAUGUCUGAAGGCUUCCCGAUGCUCCUCUUCGUCGUUGAUUGUUCCGGGGCCAGGAAAUGUGGGACAGAAGCUGGCGUAGAACGGGCAGUCGCGGCAAUGGCCGAAUGCCUGCAGCGACACGCCACAGGUGUGACAUGCGGCGUCAUUACCUACAGCCCGGCAGAGGUGGUCCAGGAGCUCGGGCCGGACCUACCCUCGCUCACGGCGGCACUAGCGGCAGCGCGAAGGCAAGACGAGGUCGAAGUUGCGAAAGCCCUGCGUUCGGCGAAAGAGCAACUAAAGCUGGGCAAGAAAAGCCUUACCGAGAACGGCGACAAGCAGCCGAUCGUCAUCCACAUCGCCGCAAGCCACGCCGGCAAUGCAAAGGACUCCGCCAAGGCGAUGAAAGUCCUCGAAGCCUUGGGAGUGACGGUGCUCGGUUUGGGCAUGGGUGACAUCAAGGUCCGCGAAAAGCCUCAGCACAGCCGGCUGCUGCAGCAGCUUCGGCGGCUGCUUGCGGAGCGCCAGGAAAUCAUCGUCAUGCCCUGCUGCUACGAUGGCCUCACGGCCCGCCUCAUUGAGCGCAUGGGCUUCCAGCUUACGUUCAUGACGGGCUUCGGUGUCAGCGCCGUGCAUGGCUUCGCCGACUGCCAGCUGGUGUCCUACCAGGAGAUGCUCGAAGCAGCUUUUUGCAUCUGUGGAUCGCUGGAGCGCAUCUGCUGCAUCGCCGACGGAGACACAGGCCUAGCAACAUUGGAGGGCUCAGACUGA
Molecule: messenger RNA, 942 nt
Organism: Symbiodinium sp. CCMP2592
Lineage: Eukaryota; Dinophyceae; Suessiales; Symbiodiniaceae
Source: the annotation of a GenBank genome assembly